AUGGCUACCCCUAGUGUCCUAGCUUUUGACGCUGAGGGUCGCGCCAUUGACUUUGAGGUCUGGGUCGACGACCUGCAGCUGUUCUUACAGUGCGAUAGAGCAGACGGUCUUUCUCUCUUUGACCUCACCUCUGGCGCCGUCCCUGCCCCUACUGCUGAUGCUGACCCCACUGUUCGCUCCCAGUGGGCCACACGCGAUGCUGCUGCACGUCUUGCUGUGCGUCGCCACCUGCCUACCGCUAAGCGCGCGCACUUUAGUCAGUACAAGAGUGCUCAGACCUUGUACGACGCUGUAGUUGCGCGCUACUCCUCCCCUCCCACUGCUGCAUUGAGCCGCCUCAUGCUACCCUUCCUCUUCCCUGACCUUGCUGCCUUUCCCACAGUCGCUGACCUCAUUACGCACCUCCGCUCUAUCACUCGUCUCCCUGACUCCCUUCGUGUAGUCUGGGACCACUUCCUCUCAGUCUGUCCCACCACACUCACUGUAGACCUCCUCGAGAAGUCCCUCCUAGCGGUAGAGAAGAGCAUAGUCGCUGUAGGGGCCUCUCGUGGUGACCCUCGCACCCCCAUCUUUGAGGGGUGUUCUCCUUUCCCCCUGUUGCCCUCCGUCGCCUCUGCCGCUGCGGCCGACCUCGUUGGUCUUGAGUCGGUCGGUGCCGCGUCCGCCCCUAGCGGAAGACGCCGCCCUGGCAAGGGCAAGGGGGGCAAGGGCGCGGGUGGAGCUGGCGGGGGCGGUGGAGGUGGAGGUGGCAAUGGCGGAGGGAGUGGGGGUGGCGGUGGAGGUGGUGGUGGGGGUGGAGGUGCUAGUAGCGGCAGUGGAGGCGGAGGCGGCGGUGGCGGCGGCGUUGCUGGCGGAGGCGGCGGUGGCGGAGGAGGCGGAGGCGGCGGAGGUGGAGGUGGUGGAGGUGGUCGGAGUGGCGCUUCGCAGCGGAGCAGCACUGGGGGUGGUCAGCGCCAGCAGCAGCAGCAGCUGUCUCGCGACGUCCCCACCCCUCAGCAGCUCCAUGAGUGGUACACGCAGCGUCAGCGUGGUGGGGGUUUUGGUCCCUGCACCUACGUCCUUCGCACCGACGACCGCACGGGUGAGCAGUGUGGGGGUGCCCACUCCGCCCAGCGCUGCUUUGGCCGCCUGACGGACGCUUGGCGCCAGCAGUUUCCGGAGGCCACUGAGAUCCCCCGCUGGGGAGAGCUGUCUAGGGCUAGUGUCGCUAUCUUUGAUCUUGACUUUGAUGCUAUCCUUGCUGCCAUGUAUGUUGUGACUAUUAAUGAUGAGGGUGACUGUUACUGGUGUUUCCCGUCCGACCCGGGCAUUGGUACUACUGCUCUAGGUGCCAGUGAGGCUACUGCUCUAGGUGCCAGUGCGUCUGUGCUCUCUGGUACUGGUGAGUCUGCGCUCUCAGGUACUAGUGAGUCUGCGCUCUCAGGUACUGCGUCGGCUUCGGCCUCCCACACCUUCACCCUUGACUCUGGGGCGUCUCGCUCCUUCUUUCGGGACCGCACCACACUCACGCCGCUUAGUCGGCCGGUUGCGGUGUCCCUAGCUGACCCCUCUGGGGGUCCUGUCCUAUCUCGCUUCUCCACAGUCCUCCCGUGUCCUGCGGCUCCCUCUGGCACCCUGACUGGUCUCUACCUCCCCUCGUUCUCUACGAACCUGGUGAGUGGUGCUGACCUACAGGAUGCGGGUGUCCACCAGUUCACUCCUGCUCGUCAGCGGGUGACGCACUGCACAGAGGCUAGCACAGGUCGCCACCUGGCUACGUUUACACGUCAGCCAGGGUCGAGCCUGUACAAACUGACCAGUGCUUCUCCUCCAGUUGCUGAGUCUGGUAGAGUCCCUGCGUCUGGUCAGGUGUUUGCUGCAGCGUCCAGGUCUGGUCCUGAGUCUGCCCCCUGUUCGUGUCGUCGCCUGUCUCACGAGACUCUCCUCUGGCACCACCGCCUUGGUCACACCUCUCUGCUUUGGCUUAGAGGCAUGGCCUCCCGUCUUCUUGUGUCUGGUCUCCCCCGGUCCCUCCCUCCCCUUCCUCAGGGCCCUGGCCCUGCCUGUGUCCCCUGUGUCGAGGGGCGCCAGCGUGCUGCCCCUCACUCCUCCCAGUUUCCUCCGACAGAGGCCCCGUUGCAGACGCUGCACAUGGACGUGUGGGGCCCUGCCCGCGUCCGUGGACUUGGUCACGAGUGCUACUUCCUCUUGGUGGUUGACGACUACUCGCGUUACACCAUAGUCUUCCCCUUGCGCAGCAAGGGUGAUGUCACUGAGGUGCUGAUCGACUGGAUCCGCGCAGCUCGUCUCCAGCUCAGGCAAAGCUUUGGCUCGGACUUUCCUGUCCUGCGUUUGCACUCUGACCGCGGCGGAGAGUUCUCCUCUGGCCUUCUGCGUGCCUACUGUCGUGCGCGAGGCAUCCGUCAGACCUUUACGCUUCCGGACUCACCACAGCAAAAUGGGAUUGCAGAGCGCCGCAUUGGCAUGGUCAUGGAUGUCGCUCGUACGUCUAUGAUGCAUGCGGCUGCCCCCCAUUUUCUGUGGCCGUUUGCGGUCAGGUACGCGGCGCAUCAGAUCAACCUUCAGCCCAGGGUCUCCAGGUUGGAGACCUCCCUAGCCUUGCUGUGGACGGGGAAGGUUGGCGAUGCGUCGGCAUUCCGGGGCUGGGGAUCUCGGGCGUUUGUCCGCGACUUGUCUGCGGACAAGCUGUCCCCUCGCGCUGCUCCCUGCGUCUUCUUGGGGUUCCCCCCCGACGCCCCUAGGUGGCAGUUCUACCACCCCACCUCUCGCCGUGUUCUUUCCUCCCAGGACGUCACGUUCGACGAAUCGGUACCCUACUACCGCCUCUUCCCCUACCGCACUCCGUCCCUUCCCCCACGCCCGCUCUUCUUGGUACCAGGUCCCCCCCCGGUAGACCCCCUUCCCCCUCAGGGUCCUGCCCCUUCAGGUGUGUCCCACGUAGACGUGGUUGAGCCUGUCGAGGUCACUGGUGACUCUGGUGCUGCAGCGGGUGCUGAGCCUCGGCGUGCGGGGCCUGGGGGUGCGGAGUCUGGGGGUGCGGAGCCUGGGGGUGCUGAGCCUGGGGGUGCUGAGCCUGGGGGUGCUGAGCCUGGGGGUGCUGAGCCUGGGGGUGCUGAGCCUGGGGGUGCUGCGACUGGAGGUGCUACGCCUGGAGGUGCUUUGCCUGGGGGUACUGAGCCUGGAGUUGCUUCGCCUGGAGGUUCUCCGAGUGCUUCGUCUCGCCGAGAGCCACUCUCCCCGCAGGAGCUGCGUGAGUGGUUUGCCCGGCGCUGGAGGCGUGCUGCUGGUGCUGGCGGUUCUUCGGCUGCUGAGGGUGUUGCUGUCACGGGUCCCAAAGGUGCUCGUACUGGGAGUACUGGAGGUGCACGGCCUGCGGGUUCGACUGGAGCUGAUGCUGCUGAGGGUGUAAGCGCUGAGACUACCACUGGCGGUCCUGCUGGGGGUGCUUCUGGUGCUGCUGGAGGUUCUGGAGCUGCUUGA
Molecule: messenger RNA, 3480 nt
Organism: Closterium sp. NIES-65
Lineage: Eukaryota; Viridiplantae; Streptophyta; Zygnematophyceae; Desmidiales; Closteriaceae
Source: the annotation of a GenBank genome assembly